This is a messenger RNA of Andrographis paniculata, 1914 nucleotides long. RefSeq names its product nuclear/nucleolar GTPase 2. The coding region runs from base 82 to 1671 and encodes 529 amino acids. The transcript has 11 exons. Gene Ontology annotation, cellular component: nucleolus. Gene Ontology annotation, molecular function: GTP binding. NCBI's taxonomy places the organism in Eukaryota, Viridiplantae, Streptophyta, Magnoliopsida, Lamiales, Acanthaceae. The record is from RefSeq and is a predicted model, not a curated record.
AGCCUUCUCGACAAACCCUAAUUUCCCAGAUAAGGGUUUUUCUAUUUUAUCUUGAAGGCUUAUUGCCGUCGGCAGAAGCAGAUGGGGAAGAAGAAAGAGAGGUCGGUGAACGUCUCCGGGAAGCCAAAGCAUUCCCUCGACGUUAACAGGGAUGCUUCCAAGGGCAGUAAAUCCAACAAUGGCCGGAGCGCCGCCACGGUCCGCCGACUCAAGAUGUACAACACACGCCCAACGCGCGAUGCCAAGGGCAAAAUUCUCAAGCACGAUCUGCAGUCAAAGGAAUUGCCUAACACUCGUAUUAUGCCCGAUCGUCGAUGGUUUGGGAACACCCGUGUAGUAAAUCAGAAAGAGCUUGAAUUUUUCAGAGAGGAGCUUCAAACUCGCCUUUCAAGCAACUACAAUGUUCUUUUGAAGGAAAGAAAGUUGCCUAUGUCCCUGUUAAAUGACAAUCAAAAGCAAUCAAGAGUUCAUCUCCUGGACACAGAGCCUUUUUCCGAUGCCUUUGGUCCUAAGACCAAGAGGAAGAGACCUAAAUUGAUGGCAUCUGAUUAUGAAUCUUUGCUCAAAAGAGUUGAUGGUUCUCAAGAGGUCUUUGAAGAGAAGCAUGGUGCUAGUACAUCUGCAGAAGGAGGUGAUGAUGGGGCCAGAGAUCUUGUCCGCCACACAAUGUUUGAAAAGGGUCAAAGCAAACGCAUAUGGGGGGAGCUCUACAAAGUGAUUGAUUCUUCAGAUGUUGUUGUGCAGGUUCUUGAUGCUAGGGAUCCGCAAGGUACAAGAUGCUAUCAUUUGGAGAAGCAUUUGAAAGAGAAUUGCAAGCAUAAGCACAUGAUUCUUCUACUAAACAAGUGUGACUUGGUUCCUGCUUGGGUAACAAAAGGAUGGCUUAGAGUUCUUUCCAAGGAGUACCCGGCACUUGCUUUUCAUGCAAGCAUAAACAAAUCAUUUGGAAAGGGGUCCCUUCUCUCAAUAUUGAGACAAUUUUCCCGUCUAAAAAGUGACAAGCAAGCUAUAUCUGUGGGAUUUGUCGGGUAUCCAAAUGUUGGGAAAUCAUCUGUUAUCAAUACUUUACGCACAAAGAAUGUUUGUAAGGUUGCACCUAUUCCUGGAGAGACCAAAGUGUGGCAGUACAUUACACUAACGAAGAGGAUCUUUCUUAUUGAUUGCCCCGGUGUUGUUUAUCAAAAUAAAGACACAGAGACGGAUAUUGUCUUGAAAGGAGUGGUGCGAGUGACAAAUUUGCAUGAUGCUGCCGAACACAUUGGUGAAGUUUUGAAACGUGUGAAAAAGGAGCACCUGGAAAGAGCUUACAAAAUAAGUGACUGGGAAGAUGAUAAUGAUUUUCUACUUCAGCUGUGCAAGUCGACCGGAAAACUUCUGAAGGGAGGUGAACCCGACUUAAUGACAGCUGCGAAGAUGAUUCUCCAUGAUUGGCAGAGAGGUAAAAUACCAUUUUUCGUUCCUCCUCCAAAGCAAGACGACGAGCCAAAUGAAUCUAAGGAACAAAGGAAGGCUGUGGAUGAUGACGAGGCUUCUGCAGCUAGAAAAGCAAUCGAAGACCUAAUCCAAUCUCAGCAGAUCGAUAAUGAUCUUGUCCAAAAGGACCUUUUCAACGAGCAGGAGUUAACCGGUGAUGGCGAUACAUCAGACAAACUCAAAGCCACUUCUUCAUAGUACGUAUUCGCACCUUAAAACUCUUUACCAUCGCUGUCCUUUUUCUUUCGCACUGGAAUUUGUUUUCUUGUUUAAGUAUUAUACCAUGUAAUAACAUCAGCCUGCCUUGUUUUUCUAGCUGUAAUGGCAUUUAUAUAUUAUCUAUCAGAAUUUGAUGAGCAGAUCAGAUUAGAUCAUAGGAUUGUUAUAGAUGAUGGAUGAAGACAAACAAACAAGUUAACGAGUAUGUUCUUUUUUAGUUUA